Molecule: messenger RNA, 1273 nt
Organism: Cladocopium goreaui
Lineage: Eukaryota; Dinophyceae; Suessiales; Symbiodiniaceae
Source: the annotation of a GenBank genome assembly
GUUUUUUUAGCUAAAUUCUGGCAGUUCCAUCAUGGAUUCUGUCACCGAGUGCGACGUUAAGCAGGUGUAUCAGAAGAAGCUGCUCUCGCAGCUGAACGUCGCCAGGAUCGAGGCAAUCUCAAGCUCCGGCGUUCGACAUUACGCUGUGCUGCUGUGCGAAGAUGAAAAAGUCUUCCAUUGCCAGAGCGAUGAGUGCGAAGGUACGAGUGACACGAAGGAGGUCAUUGUAGAGUCCAUGGACGACUUCGCCCAGCGCUACGACCAGUGGCAGGCCUGUCAACUACCUGAUUCCGCAGAUCAUGCGAAGGAAGUUCUACAACUCCUGGACCGCCUAAAGACUCGGCGGCAGGGAGAUGAAGAUCUUCCAUGUCGCCGGUGCUGCAGCAAGCACUUUGCCGAGUCCUGCUUCGAAGUGAAGAAAGUUGGUGAGGUCAAACUCACGCGAGAGCAGAUUCUCUUCCAUGUGGCCAAUCUGCUGACCUCUUUAAAGACCGGCGUCGUGGCUGGGAUGAGUGCUGCUUGUGUGACAACGACCAUGACCAUCAGAACGCCCAUUUUACUUCUUGGAAGGAUUCCUCUGCGCUACACCACGACGACUGCUAUUGUGCCAUACAUGGGCCGACUGGCAGCCACAGGCGUGGGUACUGGCGUCUUUGCGGCUGGUGUGGCGGUGGGUUUGGCGUGGAACUUCGCGGUAAACCUCUAUGCACGUCGCUUCAACGAACGUCUUGCAGCCUCCACGUUGCCCAUUUGUGUGUGCAACUCUACGGACAAGGAGGUGACGCUGCAGCUUCGCAGCGUGCGCGGGGGAAUCAGUUUGGCAGAUCUUGUGCAAUCUGUGCGAGAAUAUUGUGGCGCAGGAUGCAGGACUCUCGCGCUACAAGCUGGAGUUGCAGGCGAGCUUAACCCACCCUGUGAAGAGGCCGAUCCGGAGCAGCGCUUCUUGCUCUGCGCUUUCAUCCAGAACAAAAAGGCCGCUUCACUGCAAGUUCACCGUGGUGACGUCCUUCUCUGGAGCGGUGAACACCGCGGCUUCACACAGGUUCAACUACACGGCUGAAACAAAAAAAAGCCCCCGGUUCCUUUCGGUAGAGGUGUCACUGUUUCAAAUGGUCCAUAUAUUUAUUUUAUGCCCGGAAAGGCAUUCUAUGAGAGCGUUUCAUGGCAAACAAUGCCUCAAGAGUGUUGGGCUUUACCGCCCGUCAGCGGUGAAAUGAGUUGCGAGUUCCUUCUUCUUGGGAGGACAGCUGUCUCACAUGAUCUCAAUCUGGAU